AUGGACGGCAGGCACGCUGAAUUUGCAAGAUUGCCUUUGAUUCCACCACUUAUUGGGAAUGGUGGUCUUAAUAAGUUGGGUCCUAUUGGUCUCAACUUUGCUUCUGGGGGUGCUGGUGCUCUUAGUGAAACAUUCGCAGGACUGGUGAUCAAUCUAAAAGAACAAUUAAGGUUCUUCAAAUCUGCUGUGAAGCAAUUGAGGUCGGAUGUUGGGAGAAAAGCGGCCAACAAAUUGGUGUGCAACGCGGUAUACUUGUUCAACAUUGGGGCCAACGAUUAUUUCUUCCCCUUGUCCUCCAAUUCCACUUUAUUUACGUCCCACACCCCGGAAGAAUACGCAUCUAUGGUGGUCGGCAAUUUCACCCAAGUUAUCGUGGAAAUCUACAGGCGAGGUGGGAGAAAAUUUGGAAUAGUGAAUCAGGCACCAUUAGGUUGUAUUCCAGGGCUGAGAGCGGCCAACCUGUCGGCCGGAGGCAACGGAGGCUGCCUGGAAGUCGCCACCGGUCUUGCACAAAUACACAAUGCCUUGCUUUCCCAAACACUCCAAUAUUUACAACAAGAGCUCCCCGGUUUUAAAUAUUCACUUUUUGAUUUUUUUAACGCUUCCCUCCAAGUUUUGGCCGAUCCAUCGGCGUUUGGUUUUAAAGAAGUGAAGAGUGCAUGUUGCGGAAGUGGUCCGUUGAAUGGGGAAUUCAGCUGUGGGGGCAGAAGAGGGAUUUCACAAUUUGAGCUUUGCGACAACCCAAGUGACCACUUGUUUUUCGACUCGGAUCAUCCGACUGAGGCCGCUAAUUGGCUGAUCGCUAAGCUGAUGUGGGCUGGGCCUCUCGACAUUGUCAGCCCGUACAAUCUCCAGGCCCUCUUCUAA
Molecule: messenger RNA, 867 nt
Organism: Oldenlandia corymbosa var. corymbosa
Lineage: Eukaryota; Viridiplantae; Streptophyta; Magnoliopsida; Gentianales; Rubiaceae
Source: the annotation of a GenBank genome assembly